CGGUGGCACCGGUUGCUCAACCGGUGAAUUAAAAAAUACACCAUAUUUUUCUUUUUCGUAUCACAUCUGUCAAAGUGUCAAAUAAUGUUCUUUGUUCUAUGAGAUUAUAGGUUAAUUUGAAAUUUUAAUCUUUUAAUGAUUUAUCUUGGACUUCUUCAAGAAAAAUGAAUAAUAUAACUAGAAUAUUACGGUCCAGUACUGCUAGAGGGAUACUUUUCAAUGCCAAUAGAUAUCUGCACAUUGAUCUAAUUUCUAAAAAUAAUGUAAUUCCACUGGUAGUGCAAGCACAGCAAGAGAAAAAUCCAUGGAUUUGGCAACAAAAUGACAAGAUCAAAGUACCGGUUAUACAAAAAAUUAACAGGAUCGAUCUACCAAAUGGCUUAACAUGGGUUCCCCCUGAAUUAAAUGACCCUUGUGAUAAUUUUUCUAAAUCUAUUGAGGCACCUGCAGUGCCAAGUAAUAACAUACCAAAAGAGGCUAUUAGAAUAAUCGUGAUCAGGAGGAAGAAAAUGAAGAAACAUAAGCUAAGGAAGUUGAGGAAAAGAAUGAAGUUUGUGUGGGCCAAACUGAGACAAAAGCGAGAGUUGAAGAAGGAAAAGGCUUUCCAGGCUGUACUCAUACAUCAAAUCAAAGAAGCUGAACAGUUUUCGGCAGAGAAAUAUGUGCAGGAAAGGAUUGAUAAGUUAAAUGAAAUUGUUGUACCCAGAUUUUGGAAUGGGAGGAGGUUACCAGAGUUUCUUAUUAGAGAAAAAAUGGGAUUACCACCUAAGAAAUGAAGUAGUUUAAGUUUUAUUGAGCUUUGAAUAUACUAUGUUGAUUUGUAGUGGUUUUUCAUUGUUAAUAACCAGUUUGGAUACUGUUAAGAUUUGUCAUUUAUCUUUAUUGACCUGUAACACAAAAAGAAAAUUUAAUAUGUGUGUGUGUGUCUGUGGCAUCUCUGAUGGAUGAACUGAUCAGAGUGAGAUUUAUUUUCAGUGGAUGUCUUGUCUGUUGAGAUGGUUUUUGAUUAGCUAUUUUUGCUGAACAUCAGGUUCAUCUGCUUAAAAUGUAUGGUGGGAUUAAUGUGGGAGUUAGCAACCCACAAUAAACAAAUAUGGCUGUAUGGGGUAUCAGAUGAAAAGGUUUGAUUUGUAGAUUACUAAAUCGGUUUUUUAAUGAAAAUCAGUCAAAUCAUUUAUAAUUCAGACUGAUCUGUAUGCCAUUUACCCCCUCACAAAAAAGCGCCAUCACAAGAUUUACUUGGAGGUUACACAAAUUUUAUAGGCACUGGUUACCUAAUCAAGGUGAAUAUUCAAUACUGUUUGGAACUUCAAUCCUCAAGUAUUUGCCCAACAUAAAAUUACUUUUGUGGAUAUAUAUUUGGCAAUAUGAACUACAACCCAAAAAUGAGAAUAAAAUAUUGUUAAUGUUUAUUUCAGUGUGAAAUAGAAUCACAUAUUUUAUCUGGUAACAGCUGUAAAUGUUCUCAAGAGAUUCGGAUGAUCUUUAAUGAGUUCAAUGAAUGAAUGAAUCCGU
Acanthoscelides obtectus is the source of this 1515-nucleotide messenger RNA. Lineage: Eukaryota; Metazoa; Arthropoda; Insecta; Coleoptera; Chrysomelidae. The record is from the annotation of a GenBank genome assembly.